CUUUUUAGUCAGGAGCUCAGUUUCCCAUCUGCACCACAAUCUGGGAACAACCUGGGCAAGGGCUCUUCUCAAGAAUGGAGCAACACUAUAAGCUCCUCUGAUCGAAGUUUCAGUGGACUUUAUGACAGAAUAACCUUUUCUGUUUCCAGAAAAUUGAAGUUAGUUUUACCUGAAUAUAUUUAACCUUUCCCUAGAUGAAACUGACAUGUUGUGGUUAUAGAAUAUUGACCCCACCACCGAAUGCAGAUGGUUACUCCAGAAUUUUCACCAAAGUCUCUCACAUCAGGAAAUGAGGAAGACAUUGAUUCUGAUGAAACCUCACGAACUUGAGCAAGGAAUAAUUUGUGAGCAUUUGAAGAUAUGAACUGCCCAAGCCGCAUAAAAAGAGCUCACAGCAAUAUCUGGUACAAGCUAAGCAGAGAAAUCUCUGCAAAAGACACAUCCACAGAGAACAAGCCACUUGUCUGCUUUCUAAAUUUUCCAAAUGGAUGUUUUCAGUCAGAAUGGAUUUUCUGGUUUGAUAGAAGAAUGAAAAUAAUUUCCAAAAUGUGUAUGGGUUGUGUAUAUAUCAGUGAAAAAACCCCACAGAACUGCUUUUUCAUGAGUUUAAGAAUAACCCUCUGGAUAUUAUUAAACCUCUGAAAGAAGAAACUUUCCAUAUCAAUACAAAGCUGAUGAUAUUUCUGAAAGCUCAGAUCUGAGUUUGCUCUGAAUUUCAGACCUGGCAAAAACAUAGUACUUGAUAAGUAUUGUCAGUGUUUAUUUAGUCUGGAAGUUUUUGGCUCUGAAAUAAAAAUUCCUUGCAUGCCUGUAGGACCCUGUGACUGCUGCUUACUCAUACACCACAAUAGAACCCACUGCUCUGUGAUCUGCUGUGAAGAACUGCAUUCAAGGCUUUUUAAUGUUUAGAAAUAUGAUGGGGAAUAUAGAUUUGAUCCUCCUAUCUACCUUCCUCUCGGUUUCCAUGACAUCUGAAAUAUUUGAUCCUAUGGAAGGUGAGGCUUUAGUUAUAAAAUGUCCCAAAUGGAAUUCAUCUGUGAAAAUCACUUGGUAUCGCAUGGAUACUCACCAAAUAAUUCCUGCGGAAGAAGAGGGAUCACGAGUAUUUUCCGUAGAAAAUUUUCUUUGGUUUCUGCCAAUUUCUAGAGAGGAUUCUGGAAACUACACUUGUGUAACACAUUUUAAUCGCACAAAGUCAUACAACAUGAGUGUGCAAGUGCACUCAUACAAGCCAGGAGAAUGCUUCCCGAGCCGGAUUCAUUACGCAAAUGACACUCGAAGAGGAAAAAUUGCUUGUCCUACCAUUGAUAACUAUAAGAAUGCUACUAUUGUCCAGUGGUAUAAGGACUGCAAACCUCUUCAGGGACAGAGAUACUUCACGAAAGAAAAUUAUCUCUUUAUUGAGAAUCCAAGAACAGAGGAUGAUGGUUAUUAUACUUGUAAAUUUAUUUAUACCCAUAAAGGAAAUGUGUUUAAUGUAUCAGCAACAAGAAUUUUCAUCAGUGAGGUGAAAUACUCAUUUCUACCACCUCAAAUCAUAUUUCCAAAGAAUAAAGAUGUAGUAGAAGCAGAGCUUGGUGCUGCUUUGUCUCUGAAAUGUCAGGCCCGCCUGGGGAUUAAGAAACAGCCACUGUCUGCUGUCAGAUGGGAUGUCGAUAACAUCGCAGUGGAAAACCUUGAUUUUUCGAGAUUUCAUGAAGAAACUCAUUUUUUUCACGGACAUGAGCAAGUAUACUAUGAGGAGACCACUUUGAAUAUUACUGAAGUAAAAAAGGAGGAUCUGCAGUCAAAUUUCACAUGUAUUGCACUGAACACAAUGUACAACACAAGAGUCACGGUGACAUUACAACUCAAAGAGCAGCCUGAGGAGGCUCUUCCUAAUGUCCUCCUGAUCACAGGAUCUCUGGUUCUGCUAGGUGCAAUAGCAAUCUCAGUUAUCCUUUACCAGUCUUUCCGAGUUGAUAUUGUCCUCUUGUAUCGGGAGAUAUUCCAGCCCUACUCAGUCAAGGAUGAUGGAAAGAUAUACGAUGCGUAUGUAAUCUACCCCAAAACCCACACCAGUGAAGCUAAUUUUGUGGAAUAUUUUGUUUACCAAAUUAUGCCAGAUAUUCUAGAAAAUAAAUGUGGAUAUAAAUUGUGUAUUUAUGGGAGAGAUAUAUAUCCUGGAGAAGAUGCAGCCAGUGCGAUUGAGCAGAAGAUGCAGAAGAGCAGACGGCUGAUCAUCUUGCUAACACACCAGCUGAUUAAUUCUAAAGAAGAUGCUUAUGAUCAACACAUCGCUUUAUACAACGCCCUCAUUCAAAAUGACACCAAGGUGAUCCUUCUGGAAAUGGAGACAAUUGGGACUUACGAGAAGUUUCAGGAAUCCCUUAGGUUUAUUAUUAAGCAUCAAGGUACCAUCAAAUGGAAAGAGGAGCACACGGUGCACCCACAGUCACCCAGUUCUAAGUUCUGGAAGCAGGUGAGGUACCAUAUGCCACUGACACGCAGGCCCUCACACUCGGCUAACACCAGGUGAACAGUCCUGGAAAACAGUGCUGCAGCAUCACUACAAGCCCACAGCUGUUUUUCCUUUCAGAAGGUACAUGACUGCACAGUCUGGAGGUCUGGCUCUGUUUUUUGAACAUUUUUUAGUCCUUCGAUUGAGUAAUGAUGGGGUAAAUUGAUGCAAGAGGUCUAGGAACAUUUUAUAGGUAUGAGAGAUCUGUAAAGAAAUAAUUCUAGAUUGUGUGGAUAAUUUUGCAUGCCACAGAAAGCCAAACAUAUCUGUACUCUUUCUAUACAUAGUUAUAUAUUUAUCUAUAUCUAUAUAUAAUAUAUAUAACAGAAAGUUAUGAUUGUGACUAACUGAAUGCCUUGCAGGUUUACUUCAUCUUCCUAUAUCAGUUGAUAAAAUAUAAAUGCCUUCUGUAUUAUUUGACUAGAAAGUAUAAUGUGUAUUUUGCAACUAGAAAGUAUUUUUAAAGAAAUCUUUUGUUAACUUUUUUUUUUCUGACACUUAUUCCUUUUUGAUUUAAUAGUGAUACUGACAAGAUGAAAUUUCAUUUUUCCUUAGUAUGGAAAAAUACUAAAUAAAUAAAAAUCCCUCACUAGAGGGUCUUUUGAGACUGAUGUGAAUAUAGCAGUAAAAAAAUGCAGUGUUAAAGGAAAUAAAUACAUUGAUAUA
Messenger RNA from Cyanistes caeruleus (blue tit), 3166 nucleotides. It is a transcript of the gene IL33R, whose product is annotated as interleukin 1 receptor like 1. Gene Ontology annotation, molecular function: interleukin-33 binding; interleukin-1 receptor activity. Gene Ontology annotation, biological process: signal transduction. Lineage: Eukaryota; Metazoa; Chordata; Aves; Passeriformes; Paridae. The record is from RefSeq and is a predicted model, not a curated record.